This is a messenger RNA of Penicillium cosmopolitanum, 1086 nucleotides long. Its product is annotated as FAD-dependent oxidoreductase. Gene Ontology annotation, molecular function: D-amino-acid oxidase activity; FAD binding. NCBI's taxonomy places the organism in Eukaryota, Fungi, Ascomycota, Eurotiomycetes, Eurotiales, Aspergillaceae. The coding region runs from base 1 to 1086 and encodes 361 amino acids. The transcript has 5 exons. The record is from RefSeq and is a predicted model, not a curated record.
AUGACCAAGAAAAGGAUCGUGGUGAUCGGCGCAGGAGUCGCAGGGCUCACUACGGCACUCCUCCUAUCCGAACGCAGCGGAUACCGCAUCACGGUAGCUGCGAAGCAUAUGCCUGGGGAUUAUGACGCCGAAUACGCUUCCCCAUGGGCUGGGGCUAAUUAUAUGCCGGUUUCGAUACGUGGAAGCAUGGCGGCCGAGUGGGAUAAAAAGACUUGGGCAUGGCUGCUAGAUCUUGCGAUGAACCGUCCAGAAUCAGGCGUACAUCUACAGGAAUGUGAGAUCUAUAGCAGAGCCAAAGAUAAUGGGUCCGCCACGGCGGAUUGGUUUUCUGAGUUACUGGCACCAAACCCCUGGUUCAAAGAUAUUGUCCCAAACUUCCGGGACAUCACACAGGACACCCUAAUUGCUGGGGUGGAGUCUGCUAAAAGUUUCACUUCGGUCUGCAUUAAUACAGCUAUAUAUCUUCCCUGGCUUGUUUCUCAGUGCCUGAAGAAUAGCGUAACUUUUCGUCGCGCAAAUUUCAAACAUAUUUUGGAAGCUUCGAAAGGUAUUCAGUUAGGGGGACCCUUUGACUUGGUAGUUAAUUGUACUGGUCUCAUGGCGUCUCAGCUGGGUGGCGUGGAAGAUAAGUCGCUUGUGCCUGCUCGUGGCCAGAUUGUGGUUGUCAGUAAUAAUGCGAGCAAGAUGAUCAGUAUAUCAGGAACCGACGAUGGAGAUGAUGAGGCUUGUUACGUCAUGACAAGGGCCGCGGGGGGUGGUACCGUUCUCGGUGGAUCCUACCAGAAGGGUAACUGGGAUCCUCAAGUUGACCCUAACCUUGCUGUCCGAAUAAUGAAGAGAGCGGUCGAAUUGUGUCCAGAUCUGACUGGUGGGAAAGGCAUUGAACAUCUCGAUGUUAUCAGGCACGGCGUGGGGUUGAGGCCAGUACGCGAGGGGGGGACCAGGGUAGAAAAGGAGCGUAUUGGUGAUACAUUGGUAGUUCACAAUUAUGGCGCCGGUGGGGCUGGAUAUCAGUCGUCAUUCGGGUGUGCACAAACAGCUGUCGACCUGAUCGAGGAAGCAUUGGGCACGGGCGCGAAACUAUAG